GACCCGAACAGACCCAAAAGACCAACCUCUGCUUAUUUCUUCUUCAUUCAGUUGGAGAGAGAAGCAGCUGUAAGAAGAGGGGAAAAGAUUUCUCGUGUCGCAGAUUGGACAAAACAGGUAUCGGCCAAGUGGAGAACGUUGUCGUUGGAAGAGAAAGCCAACUACCAACGACUGGCUGCAUCUGAUAAAAUCAGAUAUUCUCAACAGGCAGGGAUUAUUUUCUAUCAAUUUUAUUCAAUUGUUGCAGAUUACAAUGGCAAGAAUAGGAACCGACCAAAGAGGCCACAAUCUGCUUAUAUCAUUUGGCUCGGAGAUUUUAGAGCACAAAUGAAAAACAGAUUUGCAGAACAUAAAGAUUUACUUAGAGCCGCUGGUGAAGCCUGGCGAAAAAUGACACCAGUCGAUAAGAUGCCAUACGAUCGAUUAGCUCAGCAGGAGAAGCAAAAAUAUGGAGAGGCACUCAAGGGAUACAACUUUGUAAGAAGCUAUAAGGCUGCUGAUGUUUGUCAUUCAUUCAUUAUGCUUUUUAUUUCUUUCCACACUAGUUAUACAUAA
This is a messenger RNA of Helobdella robusta, 555 nucleotides long. RefSeq lists its product as hypothetical. The transcript is spliced from 4 exons. The annotation marks the transcript as partial. NCBI's taxonomy places the organism in Eukaryota, Metazoa, Annelida, Clitellata, Rhynchobdellida, Glossiphoniidae. The record is from RefSeq and is a predicted model, not a curated record. Gene Ontology annotation, molecular function: transcription cis-regulatory region binding.